Messenger RNA from Funneliformis mosseae, 1791 nucleotides. The record is from the annotation of a GenBank genome assembly. Lineage: Eukaryota; Fungi; Glomeromycota; Glomeromycetes; Glomerales; Glomeraceae.
AUGCUUUUCUUAUCAAAUUGCCAAUUAUAUACAAACUUUCAAUUAAAAUCUAAUCUAUUUAUCAGCUCACUAUGUUCGAAACGUACAUUUAAUACAUCUGGUACAUUAUUAUUAAAUUCAAAAAGAGCAGUAUUUCGUAAACGAAAUUCAGUAGGCCAAAAAACGCGGCAACCACCCACAAAACAAACCUUACCAAGAUAUCAUGGAAGCAAUACACCGAGCGGCAGUUUUAGCGUAGAUAAAUUCAAAAUUAAUAAUAAUUUAAAAUCGCUAAAUUCGACAAGGCAACAAAAACGUCAAAUUCCGACAAAUAAAUAUAUUAAACCUUCAAUUCCAGUGUCAAAAAAAACGCGUGGCCAUAUUCCAGCAAAAUUUAAAUUAUUACCAAUUGAAAGUGAUGUGAAAUUAACCGAAAACAAACACCAGAACGCUUCAGAAAACACCACAAAUGAUUUGUCAAACAAACAAAAAUCUUCGCGACAAGAAAAUUUAGAGUUAUUAAAUCUAAAAGGAAAAUCUACUAAAUUGGACUCUCUUCAUCUUGAGCAUUUAACAUUCGAAUCGAUGAAUUUAAGACAAGAAGUCUUAGAAGCAAUUAGUCAAGGACCAUUAAAAGAAGUUGACCCUUUACGACCGACAGAAAUUCAAGCUUUAACUAUACCAGAAAUUUUAAAUUCUGAGAGGCAGCAUAUUUUAUGUGCAGCUGAAACCGGUAGCGGUAAAACUUUAGCUUAUCUGUUGCCUAUCAUUAAUAAAAUUAAAGAUCAAGAAAUAAAAGCACGACCAUUUCCUUCAAUGAUUGAUGGAAACGAGGACAAAAAGUUAGAACAAACACUAUUAAAAUCAUCCAUAAGACAAUUAAAUCGACCUAGGGCCAUCGUUCUUUUGCCAUCAAGAGAAUUAGUUGAGCAAGUUCUUUCAGUUUCCAAACAUUUGUCUCAUUUUGCGAAAUUUCGAUCUAUAGCAAUCACCUCUCACAAAAAUCGUCGAUUUGUACGUAAAACACUUUUAAUGCCAACGGAUUUAGUUGUAGCAACUCCAGCAGGGUUAAUAGAAUACAUUGAAGGGAAGAAUAUUUCAUUGUCAGAAACUCGUUAUUUGGUUAUCGAUGAAGCCGAUACGAUGUUUAAUAAAGGAUUUGAUGAAGAUGUCAGCUCAAUUAUUGAACAAGUUAAACGUUCAAACUUAACACAAGAUAAUCGUCCAUAUCAAGUUAUAGUGGUAACAGCGACUUUACCGAAAACUGUUAAUGAAAUGUUAAGUAAAGAGUUACCGUUUAUGAAACGUAUAACUUCACAUUCUUUACAUAAAUCUUUACCAAAUCUUUCACAUAAUUUUAUUGAUUUAAAACAAUUUAAUUAUAAUAAACUUGAAGCUAUCUUACAAAUCUUGAAAACCUAUUCUACAUCUGCAUCAACUAUGAUCUUUUGCAACAGAAAACUAACGGCCGAGCGAUUAGAAGCGUUCCUUCACUCAAAAAGCUUACCAGUGAUAGGAUUAUAUGGAGACAUAGACGAUAGAACAACUAAAUUAGAAUCAUUCCGAAAUCAAGAGCCUCACGCUAAAAUUCUUGUAUGUACGGAUCUUGCUUCCAGAGGUUUUGAUACUACUUUUGUAGAUCAUGUGAUACUUUUUGAUUUCCCCACCACUGUCGUGGAUUUUCUCCAUAGAGUUGGUAGGACUGCUAGAGCCGGAAAACGUGGUAAAGCAACGUAUUUUAUUUCAAAGAAAAAUCGAGAAUUGGCUGAAAGGAUUAAAAGAAAUAUAAGAGAUAGAAGGGUUUUAUCGUAA